AUGCAGCAGUCCCGUGUGUGUGCUGAGGCCCUGUGUGCUGAGGUCCUGUGUGUGCUGAGGUCCCGUGUGUGUGCUGAGGCCCUGCAUGUGCUGAGGUCCCGUGUGUGUGCUGAGGCCCUGCAUAUCCACGCGGGGUGUGCGCGCGCGCGCCUGCCCCGCAGAGCUCCGGGACAUGAGCGCGUGAAGCAUCUGGAAGAACCAGUGACCCUGACCCUGCCUGACCCUGCCCCCCUGCCACCUGCCCUGCCCUGCCCCUGCCACUGCUCCUGCCCUGCCACUGACCCUGCCACUGCCUCUGCUCCUGCCUCUGCUCUGCUCCGCUCCCGCCAUGACCUCCGGGACCGGGAGCCACGGAGGCAGCGGGAGCCACGGGAGCCACGGAGGGAGCCACGGAGGGAGCCACGGGAGCCACGGAGGGAGCCACGGGGGAGCCAUGGGGGCCAGCACAGUGGAGAGCGCAAACCGGAGCAGCCCCCGGGCAGGUCCCCCAUCCUCACCCACCUGAUCGAAGGCUUCGUGAUCCAGGAGGGAAACACGCCGUUCCCCUUGGAGCGUCCGUCGUUCUCCGUGGACUGCCUGAGCCUGAGGAGACACCGAGGGGACAUGAAGACAGACUGCGUCCCUCUCAAAGAGCUGAAGCUGCAGGAGCCUGUGCUGACCUGCGAGCUCUGCGGAAAGGUGGACUUCACCUCGGCCUUCAAGAGGUCCAAGAGGUUCUGCUCGACGGUCUGUGCCAAACGGUACAGUGUGAGCUGCUCCAAGAGAGUCGGGCUGUUCCCAAACGCCAAAACCUCCAUCGAGAAUCUGAAGAGACAACGAGAGAACAACGCCCUCCGGAACUGCCCCCAGGAACCGCCCCGCAGGAGGAAGUCGGCGCCGGGGUCGUGUCCGUCUCCUCAGCCGGCGCAGGGAGAGUCCAGUCAGUGCGCCGACCUGCCGUACCCCGGAGCGUCGUCCCCGCGCUCGCCGCCCCCCCUCACGUCCCGCCGCGCUCGCCGCCCCCCUCACGUCCCCGCGCUCGCCGCCCCCCGUCACUUCCUGCCCUCCGACCCCGGACGCUGGAACGUGGACCAGGUGUACGACUUCAUCCGCUCUCUCCCAGGUUGUCUGGACAUCGCAGAGGAGUUUCGUUCUCAGGAGAUCGACGGUCAGGCUCUGCUGCUGCUCAAGGAGGAUCACCUCAUGAGCACCAUGAACAUCAAACUGGGACCUGCGCUCAAGAUCUUUGCUCAGAUCAACCUCCUCAAAGACUCCUAGUGCAGCGCCGCAGCUCCAGGACCUCCACCUGAGACCUCCACCUGAGACCUCCACCCAGGACCUCCACCUGAGACCUCCACCCAGGACCUCCACCUGAGACCUCCACCCAGGACCUCCACCUGAGACCUCCACCCAGGACCUCCACCUGAGACCUCCACCCAGGACCUCCACCUGAGAUCUCCACUGGACCCAGAACCUCCACAGACCAGGGACCUCCUCCAUCCAGGGGCCUCCACGCGCCUCUGGAGUAGAGAUCGACUGAUAUUGUGUUUUUUUUUCAUGGCCAGUGCUGAAAUUGACAGUUCAGAACCUGGAGAAAACCAUGGUCCAUGAGCUCUGCUGAUGUUUUUGGGCCUAUUUUGAUCAUUUUCUUCAAAUUUUGUUCUUUAAAGAGUCACUAAACAUCAAAAUCACUUCUUUUCACCUAUUAUUAUUUGUGUAAAUGUGUCUAAAAUAGAAGUGUAUCUCUGUCCUUAUUUUGGCAUUUCAGCGCAGAUUUGUUAAAAAUCCCACACACUGUUUUACUUGCAAAAUGUGAAUAAUUUUCACAUUUAUUAAGACAUAUGUCCUAAUAAAUGUCACAUUUUGCAGUAAGACGAUGUGCUGGAUUUUUCUCAGUUCUUGUGCUGCUCCCGUCUUAAAUAAUUGAUGUGCCAAGUUCUUCUUUUUGUGCAAAUUUGUUAAAAAUGUGACUUUUGGGUCAAAGUCGUGUUUGUUUCGGCCUCUUUAGCCUUUCAUAGUUCCUGGUCUGUGACGUGUGUGUUGUGGUGUGUGGACGUUCCAAAACCCAAACUGUGCUUGUUUAUGUGCAGAAGACACAAUGUGAAAAGAGUUAUUUUACAUCAGAUGGAACUUUAAACAAAUACAAACUGGGAACAGGUUGAGGAGCCGUGGAGCCUCUACGUGAACUUUACUGAGUGUUUUCUGUCUCUUUUGACAUGAUUCAAGUCACAACAUGGAACAUUUCUGGCAAAACAAGAACAUCUCCGUGGAGACGAGCAGGUCGCGCACUCACCCAAACCCCCUUUCAGAGCCGUGUCACGUUUUGUGCCGUUUUCUCUUCGACUUUUGAAGCAGCAGGAAAAAUCUCUCGGUCUGUGUUGGAGAUUUCAGGCCGAACAAAAAAUCUAAAAAGUGCAAAUGUCAGUCCGUCUCUGGUCUGAAGGUUCUUGAAGGUUCUUGAAGGUUCUUGAAGGUUCCUGGAGAGUCCCCGUGGUCCAGGUUCGGUUCUGCGCCGUUAGAACCCGUCACACUGUUAGAACCUUGAUUGUAAAUGAACUUUUUGAAGCGUCUGAAGGAGAAUCUUCUCUGGACUCUUUAUUCUGUUUUACUUUUGUUUAAUUCAGCGGAAGAUUUCGUUAAGUUUAUUUUUCUAUUGUAAAUCCAGACGCCCCGGAUCAGAACCAGGGUCUGAACAAAAACAGGUCCACGAAGAACCACGGUCUAGACUGUCUGAGACCUCAGACGGUUUUGAUCCUGCUUUUGUCCUGGUCUAGUCAUGUUAUGGUUCUGAUUUAGUCCUGGUUUAGUCCUGCUUUGGCCCUGGUUUAGUCCCGGUCAAGUACUGUCUUAGUCCCGGUCUAAUCCUGGUUUAUUCCUGGUCUAGUGACUGUCUAGUCUUGGUUUACUCCUGGUCUAACCCUGAUUUAGUCUUGGUUUAGGCCCAGUCUAGUCCUGAUCUAGUCCAGGUGUAGUUCUGAUUUAGUCCUGCUUUGGCCCUGGUUUAGUCCUGGUCUAGUCCCACCCUAAUCUUGGUUUAUUCCUGAUUUACUUCUGGUCUCAUCCUGGUCUAGUCUUGGUUUAGUUCUGGUCUAAACCAGGACUAGACCAGAACUAAACUGGCUCUAAUCCUCCUGGUCUCAUCCUGGUCUAGUCCCGGUCUAGUCCCGUUUUGAUCCUGCUUUAGUCCUGGUUUAGUCCUGGUUUAGUCCUGGUUUAGUCCUGGUUUAUUCAGAGGGUGAAUUUAGAUCCAGGUCCGUUUCAGGAUCAGGAUUUUAAACACAAACAAAACAGUGAAAUAAAAACUCCAGGAUCACGUGGACCAACAUUUUCAGACCAGAACCAGGCCGAGGCUCAGGGCGACAGGUGCAGGGCGACAGGUGCAGGGCGGCAGGUGCAGGGCGGCAGGUGCAGGUCGACAGGUGCAGAGCGAUGGAGCCGGAAACGCGCCCGUGCUCACUUCCUGUUUAUGUCCAAGACCAAAUAUUUGUACCAGUAAAAGAAAUGGUUGUUUCUGUUUCUGUUUGUGUUUGUGUCUGAGCUCAAAAAAUGUGAAUCGAAUCGUCUUUUAACACUUCAGGGUUUGUUUUUGUUUUUUUUAAUGUUCUGUUUGUGAAUUAAAACUGAUCUAAAAUAAAAUCAGUUUAUGUUUUCAUAGA
This is a messenger RNA of Boleophthalmus pectinirostris (great blue-spotted mudskipper), 3635 nucleotides long. Its product is annotated as polyhomeotic-like protein 2. Bases 1 to 1257 code for a protein of 418 amino acids. Gene Ontology annotation, molecular function: protein binding; zinc ion binding. The transcript is spliced from 11 exons. NCBI's taxonomy places the organism in Eukaryota, Metazoa, Chordata, Actinopteri, Gobiiformes, Gobiidae. Gene Ontology annotation, cellular component: PRC1 complex; nucleus. The record is from RefSeq and is a predicted model, not a curated record.